This is a messenger RNA of Epinephelus lanceolatus (giant grouper), 2879 nucleotides long. It is a transcript of the gene gjc2, whose product is annotated as gap junction protein gamma 2. The record is from RefSeq and is a predicted model, not a curated record. Lineage: Eukaryota; Metazoa; Chordata; Actinopteri; Perciformes; Serranidae. Gene Ontology annotation, molecular function: gap junction channel activity. Gene Ontology annotation, cellular component: connexin complex. Gene Ontology annotation, biological process: cell-cell signaling.
AAUGGAGGAUCAACUGUGUAGAACCCCCAGAAAUGCAUUGAAGGUUGACUAAACCCCUUAAAGAAAAAUCAUGUCGGAAAUAAUGUGGAGAGCUGGUGAUAACUUUGGUAGUAAUAUCACAUGUCACGCAGGCACACACACACACAUUCACACUUAGCUAAAUCGGGAGAAGCAAGGUUUUGGAGGUCCAGAGCUACGUCACUGUUAAUUUCUGGGUGAAUGAAUGGGGUUGUAGUAGGAGUCAUCCUGAAUUAAAUACAUAAACAGUGAGUGGUCAUGGCAAUGGAGGCAGACGGGCUUGGGAACAAUGGGCCCUUUGGCAGGAUGCUGGUAUCCUGAGUGUUGUGCCUGUACUUGGUGGUGAGGGGUUUUGAAGAAAAAUGACCCAUUGUCUCUCUCAUCCUGCUUCUGAGCCUGAGCAGUGAAACGAUGCCUCUGGAUGCCUGCCCAGGAUGACCUACCAGAAAGCAUAGAAUAAGCGCCUGCUUAUCCACAUGGACAGAUUCUAGUUGAAAAGCUUGUUAGAGCAACAUGAGCUGGAGCUUUCUCACUCGUCUCCUGGAAGAGAUCCACAACCACUCCACCUUCGUGGGGAAAGUGUGGCUGACUGUGCUCAUCAUUUUCCGCAUUGUGCUCACAGCGGUCGGAGGCGAGUCCAUCUACUCGGACGAGCAGACCAAGUUCACCUGCAACACCAAGCAGCCAGGCUGCGACAAUGUAUGCUACGAUGCCUUUGCCCCUCUCUCGCACGUCCGCUUCUGGGUCUUCCAGAUCAUCAUGAUCUCCACCCCCUCUAUCAUGUACAUGGGUUACGCCAUCCACAAGAUAGCCCGAACUACAGAGGAGGAUCGCAGGAAGCACCACAGGCUCCGCAAAAAGCCUCCUCCUCACACCAGGUGGAGAGAAAGCCACCAUCUGGAGGAUGUGUUAGAGGAGGAGGAAGAUGACGAUGCUGAGCCCAUGAUCUACGAGGAUGCACUGGAGGUGCAGGAGGCCAAGCCCGAACCAAUGAGCAGCACUACCAAAGACCCACCGAAACACGAUGGCCGCCGAAGAAUUAUGCAAGAAGGCCUGAUGAGAAUCUAUGUUCUUCAGCUCAUGUCGCGAGCUAUUUUUGAAAUUGCCUUCCUUGCAGGACAGUAUCUCCUCUAUGGUUUUCAAGUUAGUCCUUCAUAUGUAUGCAACAGGGUCCCCUGUCCACACCGAGUGGACUGUUUCAUCUCCAGGCCCACAGAGAAAACAAUCUUCCUCCUCAUCAUGUAUGUGGUAAGCUGUCUCUGUCUAGUGCUAAACGUGUGCGAGAUGCUGCACUUAGGAAUUGGCACUUUUCGGGACACCCUUCGCAUGAAGAGGAACCACGGCCGACGAAUGUCCUACGGCUGCCCGUUUUCUCGAAACAUCCCAGCCUCCCCUCCGGGGUACAACCUUGUGAUGAAGACAGACAAACCUAGCAGGAUCCCCAACAGCCUCAUCACCCACGAGCAGAACAUGGCCAAUGUUGCUCAGGAGCAGCAGUGCACCAGCCCGGACGAGAACAUUCCUUCUGAUUUGGCAAGCCUACACCGGCACCUCCGGGUCGCCCAGGAACAGCUCGAUAUGGCCUUUCAAACGUAUCAAACCAAAAACAACCAGCAAACCUCCAGAACCAGUAGUCCUGUGUCUGGGGGGACCAUGGCGGAGCAAAAUCGAGUCAAUACAGUCCAGGAGAAACAAGGAGCACGGCCGAAGUCAGCCCCAGAGAAGGCUGCGACCAUUGUAAAAAACGGAAAGACCUCUGUCUGGAUCUAGAGAUAAAUCUAAUUUAGUAAAUUAACAGUUUAAACUUUUACGACUCCAGGACUGCACUGUGGCACAGCUGGAGGAUGUGUGUGUGUGUGUGUGUGUGUGUGUGUGUGAGAGAGUGAGAGGGAGAGAGAUGUGACUUUGGACAAUAACAGUUGAGAAUUUCAAUCACUCUAGCUGACGUACAGUACACAAUUUUGGGGAAUUAAAAAAACACACAUGAAGAAAUGAUCAAAUCCAGUAUCACAAAUCUUGUUUGUUACUGUAGUGUGUCAUUUUGUGCUCGCCAUAGCUUCUGGACAUGGUUAACAUGUGCUUACUUACUUAAACAUCUCUAAUUCCAGCUAAAAUGUCAGAGUAUAAACAGACUGCUUGGAGCUAUUUAUCUGAUCUACCCUUGACUGCCGCUGAACUGGAUUAAUCUGAAGAAAUCUAACUUUGUGUGUGAUUGUACCCUCAAUCCAAAUUCAGAAACGCAGUGAAAAACACUGUACAAAAGCACAAUGACUCACUUCUGAAGAAUGAUGGUUAUUGUUGGAAAGAUGCAUGUUUAAUAUUUGGGGAAGUGUUUUUGGAUGUAGUAUGGAUGAGUGUUGCUGGAAGCAGAUUAAAUGUGAAAUAUUUUGAUAAAGAUAAUGAAACAGGGCUGUGUCUCUGUAGGCUCUUCUGAUAAACAUCUGCUCAGUGGGAUGAUCUUCAGUCACUGCGUGCAAAGCCUUUAUCUAUUCUAUAUUUUCCAAAGCCUUGCAGUGUCACGUUUGAAGGUGAAGAGGUAAGUGAAUAGAAAAUAUUUUCUAAACUGAUUUUCUGCAAUCCGAAGACGAUGCAUGCUUUUCAACUGGGAACAUACAGUAUACACAUAGGCUACAGUAGAAACCCCGUCCUUAGCUAUUCAAUUAGCUCUACAUUUAUCUUACGUUUAGGCAUGUUAGGUCUCGAAGAUGACCAUUUCAGUUUUUCUGUCAUUGAAGCAGUAUGUUUCUAAAAAUUGGUUUCUGAGUAAUAUUUAAUCCUGCCUUCACUGUUGUCAUAUUUCAAAGUGCCUCAAACUUUUAAAGACUGUUCUCGUAUUUUAUUCAUGAAAAAAUAAACUUGUU